GCAACCAUUACUUUACAUAUAUAAAAGAAUGUCCAUAGAAGAAGAAGAACACAAACACUAUAGCCGCGCACUCUCUUCCUCGUACUCAAACCAAGCAACUGUUGGUGUUCCGAAAUACAUAACCAGAAUGAGCAUAGCGGUGGUGAACAGCCUCACCAUAACGGAGUUCGUGAAUGAGAAGGCGAAGUUUGACAGUUUCGUGGACGAGUGGUUUAAGACGGUGGACGAGAACGGCGAUGGGAAGCUGUCGUGCGAGGAAAUCCGUAGCGGGUUCGGGUUGCUUCUGCCGUUUGGUUCGGAUCCUCCGCCACGGCAAGAGAAUGAAGCGAUAUUCAAGAGGUUUGAUGAAGAUGGGAAUGGCGCACUGGAUCGAGAGGAGUUCAAGUCCUUGAUGACAGAGAUUAUGAAUGCUUUGGCUCGUGGAAUCGGUGGCUCUCCCAUCAUUGUUGCUCUUGGAAAAGAUAGCUUCCUCACCAAGCCUGUUCAGCAUGAAUUGGCCAGACUCUCUUCUUCGUGAAUUUAUGUUCUCGUUUUAUUCUUUCUUUACUUAUUCCUAUUCUUUCUCUCAUAUGCUUCUUUAACUUAGAUUUUUUUCUUCUCAUAUUUUGUUAUCUUUUAUUUCAUUAUUUGUC
Molecule: messenger RNA, 632 nt
Organism: Vigna unguiculata (cowpea)
Lineage: Eukaryota; Viridiplantae; Streptophyta; Magnoliopsida; Fabales; Fabaceae
Molecular function (GO): calcium ion binding
Source: RefSeq, a predicted model, not a curated record